GCGGCGGCCUCUUCAAAUCAUGGCGGCGGCGGCGGCGGCCAUGAGUCCCGUUACACGAGAGCAGCAGUUGCUGCUCCGCCAGAUUUUGGGAUGGAGAGCAGCAGCAAGUAUUGCCUGGUCUGUUUUACUGCUUCCUGUGUGUACUGCAGCCUUCAUCAGCAUUAGCACUAUUGACUUAUUCCACCCUAUACAAUGGAUCACAAGCUCAUUCAAUGAUUUGUAUACUUCCUAUGUUAUCUUUUGCUUGCUACUGAUGUCGGUGGUGAUAUUGGUAAUAAGUAUCUUCAAUGUGGAAUUUCAUGCAGUUGUGCCUUCUAUUCCUUGCUCACGAUUAGCACUGAUUAGCAAGGUUAUCCAUCCACAGCAAGUGAUCCAUUCAGUUGUGCAUGCUGUAAUGGGAAUGCUGGUGGCUUGGUGUGCCGCAGUUAUGACUAAGGGAAAGUUCCUGUUUUUAUCUGUACCCUGCACAGCUUCAGAAAGUUCAGCUGAUGAUGUUCCAUACAUGUGCCUGAAUGAAUACCACCUCUUUCUCUUACUCCUUGGAGCUUUCAUGGGUUACAGCUAUAGCCUCCGAUACCUUGUUCACAAUAUGAACUACCUUCCAUUUCCAAUCAUACAGCAAUACAAAUACCUACGUUUCAGAAGAUCUCUACCUCUGUUGGCAAAGCAAAGUUGUGUGGAAUCUCUUUAUAUGGUUAGGAACUUCUGUGCUGCUUACUACUUUUUUGGUUAUAUUCCCAAGGCAUGGAUAAUUACAACAAUGAACCUUCAUAUAGAUAGUAAAUUGCAUCCUCUAGACACUGUGGCUGGUCUCUUGGAUUUAUCUCUUCUGUACCACAGCUGGCUCUGUGGCGUGAUCCUGCUGAUUACUUGGUACAUUGCAUGGUUACUCUUCAGAAUAUAUUCUACUGAGGCACAUCACUUUCCUGUACAGCCAACUUUUACAGAAGAAACAGAUCAGUGCUUACCCAAAAUUUUAAACAGCAAUCCUCCACCUAUUUUAAAGUUCUUGGCUUUACAGGACCUGAUGUUUCUCUCCCAGUAUUCUUUUGUUCGCCGGCAAGAGGUCUUCAGCCUUAGCCAGCCAGGGGGACAUCCUCACAACUGGACUGCAGUUUCCAGGGAGUGCUUGAAUCUGCUAAACAAUCUGACCCUCAAGUUGAUAGCACAUCAGGAGGCCACAGCUACGAAUGGGAGACUGAAUCAGCCGUCUGUGGGAGACCUGAGAAAAGUGCCCGACACUCCAGGAGCAGCUGCUGAAGAACACUCAUUCCAGUCACCAACGGCUGGUAUCCUUCCUCGAGCCCAAAUGCCUUCUCUGGUUAAAUCAUCUCUGUUGUCCUUGAAAACAUCACCUGUAACAGAUCUUGGAAGCAACUUAGGGUCACCUUUCACUCCUUCCCCACUAAGUCGCAAGGCUGGAAUGCUGGAGUUAAGCUCUCCUUGGCAUGGGUCUGUUCAAAGUCCCCAUAUUAUGAGAAGAGGACCAAAAUUAUGGACAUCCUAUUCUGACCUGCAAUGGACAGGCUCUUUUCAGGAGUCCCUCCCCACGAUUGCUGUUGCAAGAAUGAGUAAUGAAGCAGUACAGCCAAGUUCUGUCUACUUAUGGCUGCAGAGCAAGAAAGAGCAGAUAAAGAGUUUCUUGUCAAAACGAGUGUUGAUAAUGUAUUUUUUCAGCAAGCACCCAGAGGCUUCGAUCCAGGCUCUCUUUUCUAAUACCCAAAUGCACAUUUGGGCCUUGGAAGGUCUGUCUCAUCUGGUUGCAGCUUCAUUUACUGAAGAUAAAUAUGGAGUGGUCCAAACGACAUUGCCGUCUGUUCUGAACACUCUAUUAACUCUUCAGGAGGUAGUGGACAAGCACUUCAAACUUCCUCAUGUUUCCAGCAAACCUCUCAGGACUUCAGGGAAUUUGGCAGACACUUCCUAUAAAACCCUUCGAUUUGCUUUGAGAGCAUCUCUGAAAACUGCUAUCUAUCGAAUAACCACAAAGUUUGGAGAACACUUAAAUGCUGUGCAAGUCUCUCCGGAACAUAAGAAAAGGCUACAGCAGUUCUUGGAAUUCAAGGAAUAGACAAGUCAAACUGCCCAUCCUGUUGCAAAUAAUGCUGGUGCCG
Messenger RNA from Gekko japonicus, 2114 nucleotides. RefSeq names its product NDC1 transmembrane nucleoporin (gene NDC1). The transcript has 18 exons. Lineage: Eukaryota; Metazoa; Chordata; Lepidosauria; Squamata; Gekkonidae. The record is from RefSeq and is a predicted model, not a curated record. Gene Ontology annotation, molecular function: protein-macromolecule adaptor activity. Gene Ontology annotation, cellular component: nuclear pore transmembrane ring. Gene Ontology annotation, biological process: nuclear pore organization. The coding region runs from base 20 to 2071 and encodes 683 amino acids.